AUUAUUGUUUCUCAUUGUUUCAGUGAGAAAACUGGAACACAAAACAAGUCAGCAUGUAUCGCGUUCUUCAACGGAACUUGUGUACCUCUACACAAUCCACCAUAAGCAUUAAGUCAAUUUCUCAGGACCUGUACAAGGAAGACAACUUUAAUCGCCUCGUCGACAAGUUCAAGAAAGCUUCCGACGUUGAUCGCUUCCGAACCAAAAACCGCAUAUACGAGGAUACCGUCCGCCGCCUGGCCGCCGCAAAGCGGUUCCGGUUGGUCCGCGACAUCCUUGAACACCAGAAGAGGUACGCAGACAUGUCCAAAGAGGGAUUCUCGGCGCGCCUCAUCACCUUGUAUGGUAAAACCGGCAUGCAUAGACAUGCGCGCAAGAUGUUCGACGAAAUGCCUGACAAAAAUUGUGGCCGUACCGUGCUCUCUCUUAAUGCCCUCUUGGCUGCUUACCUCCACUCCAGGAAGUUCAACGUGGUUGAACGCCUUUUCAAGGAUCUUCCCAAUGAGCUCUCGAUUGAGCCUGAUUUGGUGUCGUAUAACACUGUCAUCAAGGCGCUCUGUGAAAUGGGUUCUUUUGAUUCCGCGUUGGCAAUGCUUAAGGAGAUGGAUCAAAAGGGGGUGAACCCCGAUUUGAUCACGUUUAAUACGCUGCUUGAUGGGUUGUACGCAAGGGGUAGUUUUGAGUGUGGUGAGAAACUGUGGGGAGAAAUGGCUGGGAAGAAUGUCGUUCCUGAUAUCAGGAGUUACAAUGCCAGGUUGGUGGGGUUGGCUGUGGAGAAGAAAACGGGUGAAGCUGUUGAGUUCUUUCAGGAAAUGAAGAAGGUGGGUGUCAAGCCUGACCUAUUUAGCUUCAAUGCUUUGAUAAAAGGUUUUGUGAAUGAGGGUGAUUUGGGGGAAGCAAAGAAGUGGUUUGGUGAAAUAGCAAACUCUGAUUAUGAUCCUGAUAAGGCGACUUUUGCAACUCUUGUUCCUUUCCUGUGUGAGAAGGGUGAUUUGAAGAUGGCCCUUGAAAUUUCCAAGGAGAUAUUUAACAUUCGGUGCAUUGUUGAUGUGUCAUUGCUGCAGCUUGUGGUGGAUAAACUGGUGGGUGAGUCCAUGAUUUCAGAAGCUAAGGAGAUUGUUGAACUAGGGAAAACUAAUAAGAAGUUUCGCUAUAAGCUAAAUUUGCCUGCAGAGGAAUAGAGUGAGUAGCAAAUUUUGCUUCUUGAGUCUGUUAUUGAUCUUGCACUUUAAAUGUUUUUGUCAUAAUGUUGAAUUGGCAAUUGCCACUGUUUGGCAUUCUGAGCUUAGUAAUCUUGCUUGAAAAUGGCAGUUGCUGUCUGAUUGCACUGGUUCUUUUUUGCUGGUUAGAUAUCAUCCCUUAAAUUCUUCCAUCUAAAUUAAUUUCUUCUUGCUUUUCUGAACUUUGCCUUCAGCUGUUUUCUCAUGGAAUACAUGUAUUUAUGAGCUUACAUAUGGAUAUCUUAGGUUUGUUGGGCGUCUUGAAUGUUACAUAAAUUCGGAUAUUUUUUGAUAAAGUUUGGGUAGCUUGGACCGAUAUUCUCCAACUAUGAAGCACCGACACUUCAGAAAUUCAAAAAUCCUAAUGUAUCGUGUCCGACACUUCU
This is a messenger RNA of Gastrolobium bilobum, 1606 nucleotides long. RefSeq names its product small ribosomal subunit protein mS78 (rPPR3a). NCBI's taxonomy places the organism in Eukaryota, Viridiplantae, Streptophyta, Magnoliopsida, Fabales, Fabaceae. The coding region runs from base 54 to 1181 and encodes 375 amino acids. The record is from RefSeq and is a predicted model, not a curated record. The transcript has a single exon. Gene Ontology annotation, molecular function: protein binding. Gene Ontology annotation, cellular component: chloroplast.